Nerophis ophidion (straightnose pipefish) is the source of this 1093-nucleotide messenger RNA. It is a transcript of the gene haus2, whose product is annotated as HAUS augmin like complex subunit 2. Bases 338 to 1012 code for a protein of 224 amino acids. Gene Ontology annotation, biological process: centrosome cycle; microtubule nucleation; spindle assembly. Gene Ontology annotation, cellular component: mitotic spindle microtubule; centrosome; HAUS complex. The record is from RefSeq and is a predicted model, not a curated record. The transcript is spliced from 8 exons. NCBI's taxonomy places the organism in Eukaryota, Metazoa, Chordata, Actinopteri, Syngnathiformes, Syngnathidae.
CACAUCACGCUGUUUUUGCACACAGAAGAAGACAACCCGGAAAUAAAUAUUUUGGCGCUUUGAACAAAUGUUGCAAAUUUCUCAACUCAGGAAGAUUUUGAACGGCUUUGUUUUAAGCGUUAAGUUGCUAGUUGUUCUUGUUUUCUUAGCUCUCCUAAAGCUGUGUGUUUACAAGACAAAGCUUGUGUCGAAGUUGACAUACAAAGUGGGAUUUUAGAGCCAUACCUUGAGGUCGGAUGGCUGCGGUGAACACGCCAGUGUCUCCGAGAGAAGCCGAGGAGCCAAGCUCACAGCUGCCUUUUUUGAGAGCUACUGCAGGAGGACGAAUAAUCCACUGAUGUCUCCGAUGCCUCAAGGGGGUAUGUCUCCGUUCACCUUGACAUCAGCUGCCAGCCUGGUGUCCAAAUGCGUGUCCAGCGGCGCCGUGACUCAGGAAGAGCUAGACUCCGCCUACUCACAGCCCAACUCCGCCUUCUCCUCCCAACUGCAUGACGCCGAGCAGCGGAUCAGAAUGCAGAAGGAGCUGGAUCAGCUGCAGCUGGAGGCGGAGCUACUGAGGGCGGAGAAGUUGAGCGCUGAUGUCACACAUCCAGCCUGCCUUGCCACAAGGUUCCAGACGUUGCAGACGUUCUGCACUCAUCUCCAGGACUUCCUGAAGGACCAAAACAGUCUGAGGCAUCGUUUCAUGAGGCCGCCGGGCCGCACCAGCCUGCCGGUCCGAGCCCACCUGCACAGGUCUGUGGUGAACGUGGUCCACGCACUGCUGGAUCUCGUGGAGAGGCUGGAUGAGAAGACGAGCGCCGUCGCCAGACGUCCGGCGGUGGCGGGCGACCUGGCUCGACUGAACUCAUCUCUCGCCCAGCUGUUAGCCCUGGUGGCGGAAGCUGAGACGUUAUCCAAUCAGCUUCUUCACUGGAAGGACGUCCACAGCAGCCUGAUGAGUGACAGCUUGACCCCGCCCCCUCAAUCACGGGUCACAUGCAAACCUGACCUUUCACCUGGUUUUAUAUAAAAGACCGGACGCAGCCGCCAUGCUAGUAACGUGUCUACAUUUGGAAUAUUAUUAAUAAAUCAAUCAAUCAAUGUUUACUUA